UCGGGUCGCCGGGUCGUGUCAGUGAGGGAAUAGGCCGAUUUUCUUUGCUGCUCUGGGUCUGUCCUGGGAGCCUCGUCGGGGGGCAUCUACGAAUUGAGUGUGACCUAGGCUGGUUCCAGUUGGACGCGAGUGCUGCUGCUGUGACAGUUGGAAGGUUGUGUAUAUCAAACUUUCUUGCAGAAAUUUCUGGACACAAGACCUAACUUAUUGCAGGAGUGACCAGGACACUACCUCCUAGAAGUAAUGCCCACAGAAAGCGGAAGUUGUUCAACUGCUCGCCAAGCAAAACAAAAGCGCAAAUCUCAUAGCCUUUCUAUACGAAGAACUAACAGCUCAGAACAAGAGAGGACUGGACUGCCAAGAGAAAUGUUAGAAGGACAAGAUUCUAAACUGCCAUCCUCAGUUCGAAGUACACUGCUGGAACUGUUUGGCCAGAUAGAAAGAGAAUUUGAAAAUCUUUACAUCGAAAACUUAGAAUUGCGCAGAGAAAUUGAUACUCUUAAUGAACGUUUAGCUGGUGAAGGACAAGCAAUCGAUGGGGCAGAAUUGAGUAAGGGCCAGCUCAAAACAAAAGCCAGUCACAGUACUAGUCAGCUUUCUCAGAAGCUUAAGACCACCUACAAGGCUUCCACCAGCAAGAUUGUCUCCAGCUUUAAGACUACCACAUCAAGGGCCAUCUGCCAGCUUGUGAAGGAGUAUAUUGGGCACAGAGAUGGCAUCUGGGAUGUCAGUGUUGCAAGGACACAGCCUAUUGUUCUUGGGACAGCAUCUGCCGAUCACACAGCUUUGUUGUGGAGCAUAGAGACUGGCAAAUGUCUUGUCAAAUAUGCUGGCCAUGUGGGCUCAGUAAAUUCUAUAAAAUUCCAUCCCUCAGAGCAGUUGGCUCUUACUGCUUCUGGAGAUCAGACUGCUCAUAUCUGGAGAUACGUGGUACAGCUGCCAACACCUCAGCCUGUUGCUGACACUAGUCAACAAAUUUCUGGUGAAGAUGAAGUAGAGUGCUCUGAUAAAGAUGAGCCUGACAUUGAUGGAGACGUGUCCAGUGACUGCCCUACUGUCCGAGUCCCACUGACAUCUCUCAAAAGCCAUCAGGGUGUGGUUAUUGCUGCUGACUGGCUGGUUGGUGGGAAACAAGUGGUGACAGCCUCAUGGGACAGAACUGCCAACCUGUAUGAUGUGGAGACAUCUGAACUUGUUCAUUCUCUGACAGGGCAUGACCAGGAGUUAACCCAUUGUUGCACUCACCCCACCCAGCGGCUCGUGGUGACCUCCUCCCGUGACACAACUUUCCGUCUCUGGGAUUUCAGGGACCCUUCCAUCCACUCCGUGAAUGUUUUCCAAGGACACACGGACACUGUGACCUCUGCCGUGUUCACUGUGGGAGACAACGUCGUUUCAGGCAGUGAUGACCGCACAGUAAAAGUCUGGGAUUUAAAAAAUAUGAGAUCUCCAAUUGCAACAAUUCGUACAGACUCUGCCAUUAAUAGGAUCAAUGUAUGUGUUGGCCAAAAAAUCAUAGCCCUCCCCCAUGACAACCGGCAAGUACGAUUGUUUGAUAUGUCGGGAGUGAGACUAGCACGGCUUCCCCGCAGCAGCCGGCAGGGUCACAGACGAAUGGUGUGCUGCUCGGCAUGGAGUGAAGACCACCCCAUAUGCAAUCUGUUUACCUGUGGGUUUGAUAGGCAAGCCAUUGGGUGGAACAUCAAUAUUCCUGCAUUGUUACAAGAAAAAUAAGUCACUGAUGUUCCUUAGCUCUAAGUUUGCCAUGGACUUUUGAUUCAUGCAGGCUCUUCUGCAUAUUAAUCAGCCAUUAUAGUGAGAGUUUGACCCUGGGAAGGGUGCCUUGUAUAUGUUCUUCUCACCUUGUGCCCAGCUUGCAUGAAGUGUACAGAGAGAUGUGUGAUUGUGUCUUUUAUUUUUGUCUUGUGUAUAUUGGCAUCCUCUGGUCAGUAGAAGUGAAGCUCACCUCCCAUGUAGCAUACAGAAUGCUUUGAGUUGUUGACCUGACAGAUGAGCAGUAGGGCAUUAUAUUACAGUGUAAGAAUCAAAUGUGAACUGUGUAUCUGUUGUGAGCAUAAACAGUCUGUUACGUUGUCUGGAGGAACUGUAUAACUACCUUGUCCUGGGAAGACUGCACAGCUCAUUUGCAUUGGCUAGCAAGAGGCAGGACUGACAGAGAUUUCAUACUUGGUUUAUGUGAAGUUGUAGAAUGUGCUGUUGUGUAAUUCCAUUUCAACUCUUACUUCUGUUCCAGUUCUGUAAGAGUAACCUGGAUUUGCAACAUUUGUGCAGAAUUUCUUUUGAGAAGAAAAUGUUUCUGCUAUUUUAUAGAAAAUGAUUUCAAUCUCUUGAGGUCUCAUACAAGCAAAUUUUAAAAUACGAUUAUUCUAAUCACUGAUUUAGACAUUAAACAGAAUUCAAAGCACUUUAAUUUAUAGCUGUGGUUAUAAACAGUUUCUAGAAGUUUCAAAUGAUUUAUCCAUUGAAUGUGACUUGACCUUUAUACAAAGGCCCUGCUACCUGAAGACAAAAUAUUAUUUAUUUUCUACAUCUUUGGUUUUCAUAUUUCUAUGGGUUCGUUUCCUUGGUGGUGUUUGAGAGCCAAGAAUGCAAAUAAAUGAGCACUACCUCAAAAUAAAUAUCGGGAAACCUUUGGAGUCUCACUGCUGCAUGGAUAAAGCACUUGAUUUAAAGCUGGAAUAUUGAAUUCAAGGUAGAAGGCAAGAAAAACAACCAUACCCUAUGUACCUUGAAGGUGAAACGCUUUCUAGGUAGCCUGGGAAGGUGACAGCCAUGGCAGAUAGUUCAUAGGCAACCAGAAGUGCUUGUCUUGAACAGCUUGGAACCUCUCAGCGCCAGUCCUUCUACUGCACGAGUGAGCCUUUUGUUCUCGCCUUCUAGAGAUUACUGUUCACCUGAUGUUUGUAAGUUUGUGUUUCUUACAGAGUUACAGUUUUGAUAAAGAGACAUCUCAGUUACUGCUCCUCGUACAUUAAUUCUUUCCAUACUGCUCUUUGGAGAGUGACCAUUUAGGGAGAAGAGAAGAGGUAAUACACUGUUAGUGGUACCUCCCUUCCCACCCCUCUCCCAGCCCCUGGCUUUCUCUUUGGGCCGCAUAGGAGGGCACCUGAACUGGUAAGUGGUAAGAAGCUUGGUGUAAGAUAUGUAAUGUGCAUAGAACAUUUGGGUGGCACGUUCCAGGAGUGAGAAUUUGGUUAUUGGCGUCUUUGACUUGGGCACCAAAGUUGCUGAUCUUAGGAACUUUGUAUCUGACUUGUUUAGAGAGAUUCUUUGAGUAAUUUUGUGUUUUUCAACUUAAGAAAAAAGAGGUUGUAUUUUUAAAGUCUGACCAUUUCUGAUGAGGAGUCUCACCAUGGUGUGUUUGAGAGCUGAGUCAGGCUGCUCACGGUAGUUGACUAAAAUGUUAGAGCCAGCUCUGGCUGUCUUGAAUGUAUUUUGCUUGAUGGUGGAGUACUGUGUGAUGAUGUUCCUGGUGGCCAGCUUGACUUUACAGCCACACAGGUUUCCAUAUCCUCUCCAUUCUGCUCUAUUCACAGAGUUGUUAAUGUCAGUGGCAAGCCAUGUUCUUAUGUUCUUUGCAUCUUAAUCUGAAAGUCUAGGUAUAGUGAGGAACAUUGAAAAAAUGUAUGCAAAUACAAACAGCAAAAUCAAACAUGACACCUACCAGACACAACUUUGGAGCUUUAAAAAGUCUUUAUUGGUGAUCAUCGACUUGUAUACAGACUAGUGACCUUCACUGCCAAUGGCUGCUUAUUUUCUUUGGCUAACUGGAGGGACCAGCCUCCGACACAGAAGUGAGGCUCCCCACUCAUUUCCACGAGGGCAGAAGACCCUAAUGGUGCUCGAAGAGAGUGCUCAGGAGCAGGAUGUGACUUACAGUAGCUGCUGUUUGUCAUCUGUUCUCACCUAUCGCUGCUGUGACCACAGUGUUAUCUUCAAGAGUCUACGAUUGUCAUGGGCUUGAGCUCAUGGAUGUUUGCAGGCCUGUACAUGUGGCUAAGGGUAAGUCAUGCUGCCAGCCACGAGGAAUCUUACAUUAGAAAUAGUGUUUGGGAUUAGGAACACUAUUAAUGUGCUGGAGUGUCCAGAUUUUCAUUUAAUAAUGGAGGGGAAAUAUGUGGCUACUAAAUGUGCAUUAAUACAAAAUUCCCCAAGAGAUUUGUUGGACAGAAUAUCCCCGCCCCCACUGUAACCGAAGCAUACCAAUUUCUGUAGAGUCAAAAAAGCUUUGUACAUAUUUGGGAAUCUGAAGACUAUGUAAAUCAUUCGUUACUUAAAUCUGUGAAAAAAGGUUUUUUUUUUUAAAUUUUUUUUGAGGGAAAAGUGCAUUUAUAAGUGUUCUGUGGAAUCAGUUAUCUUUACUGUAUCGAUGUAACUGUUUGUAAAUGUUCAGUGUCUUCAUUGAAAUACGAAGUUCAUUAAAACAUCUGUGUUCCAUAAUUACUAGUAUAAAGAUUUAUGUUAUUGGGA
Molecule: messenger RNA, 4491 nt
Organism: Grammomys surdaster
Lineage: Eukaryota; Metazoa; Chordata; Mammalia; Rodentia; Muridae
Gene: Wdr37
Product: WD repeat domain 37
Exons: 15
Coding region: 244-1734 (496 amino acids)
Cellular component (GO): preribosome, large subunit precursor
Molecular function (GO): protein binding
Source: RefSeq, a predicted model, not a curated record